Choloepus didactylus (southern two-toed sloth) is the source of this 4513-nucleotide messenger RNA. RefSeq names its product inositol polyphosphate-1-phosphatase (gene INPP1). Gene Ontology annotation, biological process: phosphatidylinositol phosphate biosynthetic process. The record is from RefSeq and is a predicted model, not a curated record. Bases 3087 to 4289 code for a protein of 400 amino acids. Gene Ontology annotation, molecular function: inositol-1,4-bisphosphate 1-phosphatase activity. Lineage: Eukaryota; Metazoa; Chordata; Mammalia; Pilosa; Megalonychidae. The transcript has 5 exons.
GAUUUGGCUGAUAAAGGGAGCAGCUCCUAGUUGGAAAGAUUCCCUCAUAGAAUUAAAUGUAUAAAUAAAUGUUUAAAUAAAAUUUUAGAAUUAAAUAAAUAAUUUAAAUUAAAUUAUAAAUAAAAUUAAAUGCAUAAAUAAAUACGGGAAAGAACCCUAUCCCAUUUUCAUUAUUUGGCCAGAAAACAAAAGACAAAACAAUAGGUUUUGCUAACUUUUGCUAAGAUUAGGAGAGAAAAUAGAUAUUAGGCAUGAGCUGAGUUCUACCCAUGACCACCAAUUAACAGAGACAUCAUUGGAACAUGAUAGAAGAGCUUUUACCAUUCAGCAGAGUGGUUUACUGUGAGGCUAAGGAUAAACUGGGGAAAGUUUUAUGGAGAAAAGAAGGGAAAGUCAGGUGUCAAUUGAAUGGUGAUUUUUAAUGGUCAAAUUAGUGACAGCUAUCAGCCAGGCGUAUAAUGCUUUCUUUUUGCUUUAUAAUGUGCUUGCAGCUAUUUAUCCAGUAACUUGAUCUUUUUUUUUUAACCCUUAAUUAAGAGCCAACAACUUAUGACAAAUUUCAUUGGUUAGAGUACUGAUUAGGAGUGUGGGUUUCAGUGCCAGGUUGCCUGGGCUUGAAUCUUGGCCCUGUCCCUUGCUAGUUCUGUGAUUUUGGGCAAAUUACUUAAUCUCCUUGUGUCUUGGUUUCUUCAUCUGUAAAAUGGAGAUAAUAAUAGGACUUACUUCUUAGGAUUGUGUGAGGAUUGAAUAAUGAGUUAAUAUGUAUAAAGGCUUAAGAAAGAUGUCUGUGCAAAUAGUAAGCACCUGAUAAAUGUUAGCUAUUAUUAUUUUAACUUUGGCCUAUCUGCACAUGGAUAACUGAUAACAAAAUCAUUGUACCUACAUGGUUCCACCAAGAUUCCUGCCACCCCUGUAGUUUCCAGCAUGAAUAAAGAAUAUGUAGGCCUGAGAGAAGUAAAUAUUGUUUCAGUAUUUAUGGAGACACCCAGGAUGCUCGUUAAAAAUGGAGAUUCUGGGGCCCCACUCCAGAGAUUCUAGACCCUGGGAGAAGGUAAAAAAACAAAGAAGUGCUGGGUUCACUAGAAUGGCUGGAGAAAGUAUAAUGGCAAGCUAAAAUCAGGAGACUCAUCCUGUUGUUUGAACAGUUGCCUCCAGGAAUUGAGGAAUUCUUUUACUUUCAUACUUAAUUGCCCCAAUAUUUUAAAAUGUAAUUUCUUAUUAUAAAAGCGCUUUAUAUUUAAUGUACAAGAUUUGGAAAGAAUAAUGAAGAAAUAAGUCAUCUACAAUUCUACUACUCAGUGAUAAUUACCAUUAAAGCACUGCCUGCUACUCUUUGAAUUAAAAUCUCUGUGUCUGUCUCUCUCUCCCCUACUCUAUAUAUACAUACUUAUAUAUGUAACAUACUAUCCUACUAUGUCUAUAAUCAUUUAUUGUUCCACUUAAAAUUAUAGCAUUAAUAUAUUUCCUUAUUAAAUAUUCUUCAAAAACAAGAUUUUAAUGACUGCAUAUUACUCUGUUUUACCAAUGUUAAGAUUAUUUUCAACUUUUUGCUACUGUAAAUAACAUUAAUCUUCCUUGUACAGAAAUAUGUGAACUCAACUCUGAUUUCCUUAACACAGAUGAAGGAAAGACUAGAGUUAUUAGCUAAAAGGUAGUGACAUCUAUAGGUUGAUAAUGUUUUGCCAAAUUGCCCUCUGAAAAUAUACAAGUUUACAUGCCCAUUAGCAGUGUGAGUGCCUGUUUGACCACAAUUUCUCCAAGAAUGAAUGUUAACUUUGAAAACAGCUUUGACUAUCAAAGUGAAAGAGGAUGCUUUAUUGUUUUUAUUCACUUUUCUUUUAUUACUGUUGAGGUUAGACAUAGUUUCUUAUGGUGGUUGGCCCAUAAUCUUAAUAAGAAUGCAGCAUAUUUUUUUAGCUAACCUGUUUGAGACAAACCAUGUCAAAUUCACAAUUAGCUCAUUUAUAUUGACAUUUUCAUUGUUGUAUUAAUUCCCAGCUUCCCAGAGGCCACUGAGGAAACGUUUUUGUUGAAGGAAACUAUUAUGAUAGUAAAGGGCGGCUUCUAUGUAAGGCUGCUUCCAAGCCUGUCGUUGAAUCUUGUGUAAUCCUGAAGAAGUUACUUAACCUCUCCAAGCUUCAAUUUCCUUGAGUGUGAAACAGGGCUGCUGAAUCCUCACAAUAAUUCUCACGCUAAUGAGAUAGAUAUUAUUAAAGCUUUUACUAAAACGUAGCUACUAUUAAAAAAAUGAGAAGUAUUUCCCUCCAAAUUGCAAGAUGGAUCCAACAGGUAUAUCAAGGUAUGAGUAGCAUAUCACUCCUAGAAGCCAGAACUUUUCAAGUCCCAGCAUGUUACAUGUUUUACUUCCAUUUUAUUAUUCAAACAUUUGACUUACUCAGUAGAAGAGUAGCAUGGAUAAAUGGAAUCUUUUUCAAUUAAAAAACACAAAAUACAAAAAAAAAAAAAAUUGGCUGGGAGAUUGACUUGGGCUGCAUAACUCAAGAGUGGCUGCAGUCGCUGGCAGGAAACAGUACUUGCUGGUAUGGUAUUUAGUACUUCUAGAAAGUUGUCCCGGAACUGAUAGAAUAAAUCCUUUUCCAUUCUUCCUCCCUCCACCCCCACAGGGUGAAAGAAAGAGCACUAUUUCAAUGCUCUCAUGAAAUUAGCUUAUAAGACAAUUCUAAGGUUGUUUCAAACAUUUGUCUUUUAACAUUGUGCUGUGUGCCCACUGCUUGUCUGUCUAGAGAUUUAUAAAUAUAAUGAAGAAUCCCAUUCAAAGAAUUUCUUUCACUAAAUCAGUUUUUGUGGAAUGUAUUUUUUUAACUGCUAAUAUUAUUUUAAGUAAUUUUUUUUAAGUUUCAAAUUUUAGAUUAUAUCUAUAAUCUUGCUUCCACACUGAGGAUGUGAAUAUAAUGUGUACUAGCUGCUCAGCCGGGCUGACCUGAUUGACUGCCAAAUGGGUUGUUAGUACUGACAUCACUCUCUGAACUGCUUUCUCUUUCACAUUCUUGUUCUCUACCAGCUGACAGCCCAGAGGGUGGGUGCAGAUUCCACCAGAAGUUACAGCUGAAAAGCAAGGUUCAGAAAUGUCAGAUAUUCUCCAGGCGCUGCUCUGUGUCUCUGAGAAAGCUGCCAACAUCGCCCGGGCAUGCAGGCAGCAGGAAGCUCUCUUCCAGCUGCUGAUAGAAGAAAAGAAAGAGGGAGAAAAGAACAAGAAGUUUGCAGUUGACUUCAAAACACUGGCUGAUGUUCUGGUUCAGGAAGUUAUAAAACAGCAUAUGGAGACCAGGUUUCCAGGCUUGGGAAAAAAUAUUUCUGGAGAAGAAUCCAAUGAGUUUACUAAUGAUUUGGGGGAAAAGAUUACUUUGAGGCUGUGUUCCACAGAGGAAGAAACAGGAGCACUUCUUAGCAAAGUCCUUAAUAGUAACAAGUUGGCAUCUGAGGCAUUAGCCAAGGUUGUUCAUCAGGAUGUCUCCUUUACUGACCCAACUCUGGAUUCAAUGGAGAUCAACAUUUCACAGGACAUUUUGGGAAUAUGGGUGGAUCCUAUUGAUUCAACUUAUCAGUAUAUAAAAGGCUCUGCUAAUGUCAAACCCAACCACGGAAUCUUCCCCUGUGGUCUCCAGUGUGUCACCAUUUUAAUUGGCGUGUAUGAUAUUCAGACAGGGGUGCCCCUGAUGGGAGUCAUAAAUCAACCCUUUGUGUCACAAGACAUAAACACUCUCAGGUGGAAAGGACAGUGCUUUUGGGGCCUUUCUUAUAAUGGGACCAAUAUCCAUUCACUCUCCAACCUUAAAAGAAACAACACUGAAACACCCAGCCAACUGACUGAAAUCACAAACUCUGAAGCGGAAUUCUCCCACUGUUUUUCAGCUGUCAUUAGUACAAGUGAAAAGGAAAAUAUCAAAGCUGCACUGACACGUGUAUGUGGAGACAGCAUAUUUCGGGCAGCUGGAGCUGGUUACAAGAGCCUUUGUGUUGUCCAAGGCCUUGCUGACAUUUAUAUCUUUUCAGAAGACACCACAUUCAAGUGGGACACUUGUGCUGCUCAUGCCAUACUGAGGUCCAUGGGUGGGGGAAUGGUGGAUUUAAAAGAAUGCUUAGAAAGAAAUCCAGAAAUGGGGCUUGAUUUGCCACAGUUGGUGUACCAUGUAGAAAACAAAGAUGCCACUGGAGUAGAUCAGUGGUGCAACAAAGGAGGACUAAUUGCAUACAGAUCAAGGAAGCAGCUGGAGAUGUUCCUGAGCCUCCUCAUCCAAAACCUUGCACCUGCAGAUAUAAAUACAUAGAUGAAGUCUGACCUCUGAUACAUUAUAACUGAACUGUGAAAAUAUUUCCCAUAUCUCUUUUGAAGAUAGCUUUGUACUAUUGACAGUUAACAUUCAUUUUCCUCUUUUGAGGAACAUUUUUACAUUAGGUAUUAGAAUAACUUUAAUUUCAAUAAAUGAAUGACAUUUAUGCAGGAAUUAAAUCCAUGUGUAAAAUUCUCAUUGUAAAUGUUGUCUUAUUAGUU